Messenger RNA from Belonocnema kinseyi, 5537 nucleotides. RefSeq lists its product as uncharacterized. The record is from RefSeq and is a predicted model, not a curated record. Lineage: Eukaryota; Metazoa; Arthropoda; Insecta; Hymenoptera; Cynipidae. The transcript is spliced from 10 exons. The coding region runs from base 1775 to 3562 and encodes 595 amino acids.
UGUAUAUUAUUUAAAAAUGAAGAACUUUCAAUUUGUUAUUUGUUUUAUUCUAAAUUUAACCAUUUUAAUUCAAACUGCAUAAUUGAAACUUAUAGCAAGGAGAAAUUGAAAAAUCAGCCUUCAACAUAAAUAUACAGGACUCUGAUAUUGUAUCCAUUCAAAUUUUAAAACAUAAUUCAACUACUGCAAUAUUAAUUUCAGAUAGUUCUUUUUUGUCUUUUUUAAUUGAUAAAAAUACAAUUUUUCACAUUUUAAUUUCAAAUCAUUUAAUUUUUAACACUUUAUUUAGAAUUAUUAUUCUUUUUUUUAAAUAGGUCUUUCAAUUUUUUGGUCCAUGCAUUUCGUCUUAAAUAACAAACAAUGUUUCCCCCACUAUAUUUAGGGCCUCAUCAUAGGUCAAUGUAAAUUUUCCAAGUCAUAAGCAAUGGUAUGUUCAACAGUGUUGACCACCAUAUUGUUAAUUAUACUAACAUAACUGUCUUUCCAUGGGUGAAAAUAAAAAAGGUCUUUUAAUAAUAUACAAAGAAUUACAAUUUUAUUAUGAGAAAUUUAACUACGAAACAUUCGUAUUUUAAAGAAGUGUUCUUUAUGUUUACAAUUUUAGCCUUAUAAAUACUGAAAUUCUUAUAUUUACUUUAUUAUUUUCUUAAUUUUUCAUUGUUUUGAAUUUAUUCUGAAGGUAGUCAAAACUUUCAAUUUGAUGUUCUACGAUUACGAAUAAUUACGACAACAAAAAAUAGACCAUUUUCUACCUUUAAAAUUGAGACCAAACAAUUUCGAAUAUUUAAAUAUAAAAUUAUUGAGUUUGAAACUGACUAUCAAAAGGCUUUCAGUAAGAAAAAAUGCCAUUUUUAAAGAUUUAAUAGUCAAAUUGUCCUGGCAUUAUAAAUAUUUUAAUUUGAAACUACAACAUUAUGCAAUUUACAAGAGAAAGCCUUCAAAAGUUAAGACAUUUCAAACAAAAUACUUUCGAAUUUAAGCUUUUAAAGCAAAAAACUUUAGUGUAAAGGCCAGAAAAAUUAAGCUAUUUGAAAAUUGCUGAUUAAUGUAGAAAUAUGACUGUCAUUUUCAUCGUUCAGAAUUGAAGAAUUUUAAAUAUUGUCUAGCUUUAAAAAAUAAUUAUUCUAAAAAUUUUGCAAAUUAUACGAUUUUUAAUUUAAAACUUUCAAAAUAAAUAAAUUGAAACUUGAAGCGUUAAAAAUGUGACAAACCCAAACGUUGUUUGCAGUAAAGAAAAAAUAACUUCAAAAUCGAUGAGGAAGCAUUUUCAUGUACAUGUAAGAGCAAAAAUAUGGACAGAAUGAAUGAAUGGUAGAUUAUUAUAUAAAAUAAUGUUACGCAGUUUCACAAAUAUAUAUUUCAACUAAAUCCUCAUUCCAAAUUAUUUAUGCCUUUCGACAAUUUAAUUUAUUUUGUACGUCAAUAACACGUUAUUCAAAGCAGUUCAAAGUAUAGAACAUUUAAAAUCUUCGCGCCAUUUUGGCACAACUAGCGUAGUCACGUGACUGAGGAAUGAAUCACGUGACACAUUCCAGUGACCAGUUACUAUCUUUUUUCGCUUUUUUCAUAAAAAGAAAUUAAAAACACCUUUCGAGCCUUUAUAAUAAUUUUGUGAACUUGCAUUGUUUUCUUUAGAAAGUGUACAAAGUUGCCACCAUGUAGAUAACUAGAGAGUGUAGUUCAUAAUUCAUUUGUGAAAAAAAGAUAAAUAUGUUAACUCUGAAGUCAUUUGUGACCGGAAUCUGCUUCUAAUAUCUGUGUUUAUAACCUAAAAAUGUACACAAACUUGAUCAUUUUUGUGAUUAUUCUGUCUUGUUUCGUACAAAAUCAACUUGGCUCCGUCUGUUAUCCAAAUUAUUGUCAGAAAGAAACGCCGUUAAACCCAGAAAUUGGAUUACUGUGCCUUUUAACACCCGUAGAAAGAGGAGAAGAAACUGGAAUGAUGUGCCUUUUAACAUCUCUAGGGAAAGAUAAAGAAUGCUUGAAAUUAAAGUUCGAGAACCUGGGGCAUUUACCUCCACCAGGAGUUUCUCUCGUAAAUUUAAAAUUGUCAGCUUAUGUGUUCGUUGAAAGCUUGAUGGAUAAGAUGACUGCUUUCAAUCUUUCCGUAUCUGACAUUAAUUUUCGAAGGCUAGUGACAAGGUAUCAAAGCGUAGGGCAAGAAAAGACGUCGGCAUGUCGUCAUGUCGAAUUUUAUGGAAACACAACUCAAAAGUGGCCAAAAGACUUUUAUAUAUCUUGUCCGUUUUCCGAUGAAAAAUAUGAAACUACUCCAUAUCGUUUAGAAUAUUUGGUAGAAUUCGACAACUAUGAAUAUAGUAGAAAGUUGGUAUUUAUCGUGCCGAGGCAUAGAUAUAUUGAUGAAAAUGUGUUUGACGUGAAAAUGUUUACGCCUUUUCUCUACGUUGACGUUUCGGAUACAGUCUCACUCACAUUAUUUAUUCAACCCUUGCCAGAAAGAUUUAAUAUUUCUGACUACAGAGUUUGGUUGAUAAAUAGUGGUACUGGCAAGGCAAGUGAUGUAAUUUUGAGUGCAGAAAAAGGACAACAUAUUCGACACUCUUUCCUCGUUGAUGAAGGUGUUCAUUAUUUCAAAGUUGCGGCUUUGCAUCCCGACUGUAACCAAUAUGGCUGUUUAAAUAGCACUUCGCCUCUAAUAAGCAUAAAACAAGUUUCGCAUCGCCUUUUGAUAAUGAUCAUCAGCGUUAUUUGGAUCCCUCCAAUUUUAUUCUAUGCAAUGUAUCACGUUUACAAAGUGUACAAAAAGAAAGUGAUGCUGGAGAAUGCGGACGUGAAACCAAAUUGUCUGCUCGUUUAUUCUCCCACACAUCCAGCUCAUGUCAAUGUUAUGAUUGAAUUAUCCAGAUAUUUAAGAGGAUGCAGCAUCAAUGCAAUGAUCGAUUGCUUAGAUAUUUCGGAAACUGUAAGCAAGGAUCCAGGACUCUGGUGUAAUGACGCAUUUCACAGUGCAGACGUUAUUCUAAUAGCAUCCUCUCCUUAUCCAAGCGAGACAAACGUUCCAGUGAUUUAUCGUAACAUGGACAAACAAGCACUCAGAUUGCUGAAAGAAAAUUAUCCCCAAGGAGACAAAAACUACUUCUCGCUUCAGUUUCCAUACUGCGAACUCGAGAGCGUUCCACAAGAAGCUCGACAUUUCAAGCGAUUUUUCCUGCCUGAUGAUUUGGAAAAACUCGUGAAAACUAUUCAUAAUGUUGAAAGCAUUGAAAUUUUUGGCGUCUCUUCUAGAAACUUUAUCGAAGCUGUGAAGGUCGCCAAAAUCGAAGCUAUUCGAGCGGAGGAUAAAAGUUCGAGGAGUACAGACGAAACUGAAAAUCUCUUGACGCCAAUGAGUAAAGAAAAGAUCUUUGAUCUGGACCAAGAAAAAGAGACUGAUGAAAAAGAAAUGGACGUGUCGGAGGGAAGUAUAAGCCCCAAGUAUUUUAAAACAAAUAUCGAAGAGCUUAACUUACUCGGUGAAAAUGGAGAAGGCGAGGGUGAGAUUCUCGCUUUUAUUGCUCAAAACGAUCAAUCGGAAUUUCGCGUCGAGAAUUUAGAUUUGUAAAAUCUAAGUUAUUUACUCACUCAUACUUGUUAGACUGAUAUUGAAGACUACAUUCUACUUUUUCAUUCGAACGAUUACAUAUUUAUUUAUAGAUUAGAGUUAGUUUCCUAUCAGGAGUCCAGACAAAUUUCCAAUUUGAAUAUUGACGAUUGAUUAUAUUUUUUAAAUAUAUUCUAAAUUUAAAUAUACUCCAAUAAUAAAAAUACAGGGUGGCUAUUAGACAGGAAAACUGGGACAGUGAAUCAAUUUUUUGAUCGGGAGUUCUUGAAUUUUUAACUGAAAAGCCUUCGCAAUCACUUCAGCGUUCAAAAGUUUCAUUUUUUGUUCCUAAUUUAUAAUUGUUUAUUUAAUAAUUAAACCAUUUUUAAAUGCAGGUUUUAAGGCUUGAUCAAUUAGAAAUAAUUUUUUUUUAAUAUUCAGUGAUUUUAACAGUAAAACGAUUCAAGUUGAUUAAAUUUGAACAAAAAUGAAUUAAAUUUUUCCAAAAUUGAACAAUCAUAUUUCGAAUUGGAUAAUAUUUGACUGUAGAAAACAUUUAAAAUAAAUCAUUCCAAAUCUGUUCAAAAUUAAACAAUAUGCAAAAUGAAACGUUAAAAAUUACAAUCUCUUUAUAGAAUAUUGUAAAUUUUUUAAAUAAUUUCAAGUUUAAAAAUAAAUAAGUAUAUGUCGUUGACAAUUUGAAAACUUUUCAAGUGGAACUACUUAAAAUUGGAAGCCCCAGUAAUUCAAUGAGUUGUUUAAUAAUUGUUAACUAGUUAACAUGUACGAGUACGACAUUUUAUGUUUUGAACGUUAUAAUUUCAAUAUUUCCACAAAAUUUUCAUUUGUAACUUAAAUUGUUGAAUUUUGUUUAAUAUAAGAAAAUCCCAAUUUGUCUAUAUUUGAUUUUUCACGAUUUAAAUUAAAAUAAUUCAACUUUAAAGAAUUCCAGUAGAAAAAAAAUCGUUUAAAUUUCAAACAUUUAAAUUUAAAUGUGUCCAGUCUUUAACCAACUUUAGAAGCGUUAAUCUUGGAAUUUUUUCUAUUUGAGAUUAUGUAAUUUUUAACUUUGUCUUUUGGACAGUUCAAUUUUAUCACUUUACAACUGAAACAUUUUUAAUUUUUAUAGUAUAAAAAAUUUCUACAAUUCCAGUUGAAAUUUUUUUCCUGCAUUUUAGCGGGCUUUCUGAAUUAUAGAAUGGUGGAUUCUGUACAUGAUGCACAGUAUUGAAUAGACAGUAGUGUUUCUUUCACUUUGUAUAAGUGUGUGAUUUAUUUUAUUACAUGAUAAUUACAAGCAGUUAGUUAUAACGGCGAGUUAAAAGGCCGUAACAUGGACAAUGACUUGGUCGAAAAUUCGGCAUUACGAGUAAAAGGAAGCAAUCGGUUUUUACUUUCGCUCGAAAAAUUUAUCGACCACAAUCGUAAAUUUUUUCAGUCAAAAAUUCAUUCGCAUCCGUUUCUGUUAACUUUUUUUAUUUUAGCACCACAUAGAAUAAUCAUAAAGUGUACUUAAGUGUGACGUGAAAGUAAAAAAGAUUUGCUUCGAAUCAGUCAUAAGAGCCGCGUUACCUACAUUUAAAUUAUGAAAUAAAUUAUAACGAAUUUCGUCGAAGCAACACGAAGUUCCUGUGAGGUGUGCGUUGGAAAUAUUAAUAUAUUUUUAAUAAAUAGAGAGACUAGUGGAAUGUGUGAUUUUAUGCAUAGAUACAAAAUUAAACAUGUUGAUUAUUAGGUAUGGAAAACAGUAUUUCAGAUAUGGUUAAAACGGAAAAUAAAAAUAAUGGUCAGAAUGAAGAAUAGUGGCUAGAAAAGUAGGAACAUUUUUAUACAGUAGGUAACCUGAGUAAUAAAAUAUUUUCUAUACAAUUAUGAAAUACGGGUUUCAAAGGAAGAUUUUUUCUACGAAACUAAUUGUCUUUGAUCAACGAUUGCGUAUAGAAAAUGUAACUAAUAACUUCACAGUGUAAAGACUAAGUGAUUGUAAAAUUUCAUU